ACAGUUAAAUUACCUGUCCAGCAUAUGGGUUUAUGUGUUAAUGCAAUGCAUACACUAUAACAUGCAUAUAUCAGAAUUUUACACAACUAUAUAAAUGAUUAUGGUGAAUAUAUUUGGUCAUUAUACGUUGACAUGGACACCAUUUUUAACGUUUUUGAAGCUUCUUGUAAAGUGCCGCUGUAACUAAUUAUAAAUUACGUGUGAAAGUCUGCGGCAGCCUGGUGCAAGGAAUACAAAUGGCUAAAUCAGAAACAAAUGCUCAUUUACAUAAAGUACUGACACAUCGAAAUUACAUGCACCACGUCACCUUACAAAAAGAAUUGAAAAGUUAUGAAAAACAGAAGAAAGUGGUCGAGAAGGAAUUGUCUCAAAUUAUUAAAGUUAGACGAGCUAUCCAGCAAAUUAACGGAACGUUGCUAAAAGAAUCUAGAAAGGGAAAAAAAGAAAAUUCAUCCAAGAAAGCGUGGGAGCAAAAAAUGACUGAAGAUGGAAUUACAUUCGGGAAAAAAGAAGAGCACGAAGAUGAAGAAGUGCAUAAAUAUGAUCACCAAGAAAAGUCGCUUAUUAAGAAAAGUAAUGUCUCGUCACAAGGGGUAUCCUCUAAAAUACAGCACCACUUAAGCGAAUAUUCUCAAAAACCUGAAUUUCACACUCGCCAAGAAAGCAGAACAUAUACAAUUCAUAGCGAUUCCUACUCAGAGCAUGUCCAUGACCACGAUGAAAAUGAUUCCCAAAAAAUGGGAUCAAUGGAAAAAAGCAACGCAUUAGACAAAAACGAUGACUCGCAAAAUCUCAAAGAUAGAGAAAUUAGAACUCAGUCAACGCCCAACUCAAAAAAUACGAAGCUUUUUACAAGAAGGCCUCCUUACGUUAAGUCUUGUUCCCUUCCGAAUUUCUCUGUGCAGAAACUGGAUGAAAUUAGGGAAAGCGCAACACAGGAAAAUCAACAAUGCCAAAUGUAUCGUCCAUCAAAAACACCAACGAGAAUGAUAAGCAGGGACAGGAAUGCGAGUCCAAACGAAGAUCUGUAUAAGAAAAGCUUAUUAACUAACUUCGAGUGCGUUAGAGGGGCGAAAGAAGGGAAAGAGCAAUGUGAAAUUCAUCAUUCACCAAAAACCCAAACAGGAAUGGCAAGUGAGGAUUAUUCUUCUGAUGGAAUUCUUUUCACGAGGACUACUUCGGAUCACCAUCAUGGAAUUACAAAGCUUCCUACCCUUGCGAAUCUCCAAGGAAGCGUUUGCGUUCCAGUCGACGACGCAAGAAAGACGAUAGAUGAUUCCAAUUAUGGUAAUAAUGGAAUUACAAGUUGGACGAACAAUAGAGUGAGAAACUCUUCGGCCGUUUUUCGUGCUUUUCCCAAUAACGACGUAUGCCUUGUGCCCAGGGCACGGAACCGAUCACAAACGGUAUGCGACCUAGAAGAAGUCAAAAGCAGGCGGGCAAGAGCUAGGACAAUAUCGUGCAUGGAUAACCCAGAAUACGGUCGAUCGACGAGGGUUGCGGUUCCAAGUACAGCAGAAACUGAAUACAGUAGACAUAGAGCGUUCAGCUACAUUGAAUCUGUUGGUCUAAAAGAAGACGAAACAAUUGCCAUAAAAGGGAAAUUCAGGCAAAUUGGACAUACUGUGUUGGCCGUAGCACUUAUGAAGAAAAUGGCUUCAAAAAAAUAGCUCAGUUAGAGAUGACUGCAUGUAGAUUAAAACCCACUUACUGUCAUGCACUACUUCCGUCCUUCUAGUAAAGAUAUAAUAACUGUUUUCACGGCAUUUAUAAUAUUGAAACCGAUAGUGAGUUUGGUUCGACGUUUCUUAACACUAUUUACAAACCAGUUUUAUAGAAUAGCUUUAUUAUGGUAGAUGAGGAUCAUUCGAUAUGUUUUCUCGACAGUUUGACUAAGAAAAAAAUAGCAAUGUCUCUUGAAAAAAAUUCUUGUAUGUAAUCAUUAUUA
This is a messenger RNA of Dendronephthya gigantea, 1948 nucleotides long. RefSeq lists its product as uncharacterized. Lineage: Eukaryota; Metazoa; Cnidaria; Anthozoa; Malacalcyonacea; Nephtheidae. The coding region runs from base 237 to 1670 and encodes 477 amino acids. The record is from RefSeq and is a predicted model, not a curated record. The transcript is spliced from 3 exons.